AUGGAAAAUCAAGAUACUCCUCAAAUUAUUACGCAUAUAGAACAUAAUCUAAACCACUGUCUCUUUGAUUGUAAAUGGGUUCCAUGUUCCGCAAAAUUUAUUGUCAUUGGUUCCUUGCCCAAAGGAAACGGUACAUUAGAAAUUUUCGAAAUUACUUCUGGUGAACUUAAAAAGGUAAAAGAAAUCGAAAGACCUAAUUCUUUUAAGUGCGGUACCUUUGGAGCAAGCAGUGAUGUAGAACGGCGGCUUGCGACAGGUGAUUUCAAGGGCACUUUGGAAAUAUGGGAUCUUGAAAAAAGUUGUCAAGUGUAUAUUACUAAAGAACAUGAAGAUAUUAUUAACUCUAUAGAUGGUAUGGGAGGAAAUGCUAUGAACUGUGGAGCACCUGAAUUAGUUACCGGCAGUAGAGAUGGCACUGUUAAGGUUUGGGAUCCUCGUCAAAGAGGAAAGCCAGUAGCAAAUAUACAUCCUGCUCAAGGUGAAACUAAGAGAGAUUGUUGGACUGUAGCAUUUGGCAAUUCUUUUAAUGACGCAGAAAGAAUUGUGGUAGCAGGCUAUGAUAAUGGAGACCUUAAAAUGUUUGAUUUGCGUACUAUGUCAUUGAGAUGGGAAUGUAAUUUGAAAAAUGGGGUGUGCUCUGCUGAAUUUGAUCGGAAAGAUAUACCAAUGAACAAAUUAGUUGCCACCACAUUGGAGGGCAAAUUUCAUGUUUUUGACUUGAGGACUCAAAAUCCCACAAAAGGAUUUGCUCAGGUUUUGGACAAUUCGUCAAAAAGUGGUACUAUUUGGGUUGCGCGCCACAUUCCACAAAAUCGUGAUUUAUUUAUGAGUUGCGCUGGCACUGGACAGGUCUCAUUAUGGAAAUAUGAAUACCCAGAACAAAGGUACCAUGUAGAUGCUCAAGGAGUAGCCGUGGGUGUAGCAGGGAAAUUGAAGAGAUUACAGCGGAUGGUGAUCAGCUCUCAACCGAUCAACGCAUUAGACUGGAACAGAGACCAUCAGGGUCUGGCCGUAGCGACCGCAUACGACCAGUAUGUUAGAGUUAUUGUUACUACUAAACUUAAUUUACAG
Molecule: messenger RNA, 1071 nt
Organism: Brenthis ino (lesser marbled fritillary)
Lineage: Eukaryota; Metazoa; Arthropoda; Insecta; Lepidoptera; Nymphalidae
Source: the annotation of a GenBank genome assembly